Molecule: messenger RNA, 673 nt
Organism: Darwinula stevensoni
Lineage: Eukaryota; Metazoa; Arthropoda; Ostracoda; Podocopida; Darwinulidae
Source: the annotation of a GenBank genome assembly
ACAGUAACAAGGUGACAUCCUUGAAGCAUGUGGCACAGAAGAACUUCCUCAUCUCUGGAGGCGAGGAUUGCAUAGUUGGGGUCUGGGACAUGAAAGGGAAACGCUUUGAGACACCAGAAUGGCAAGAGGGGGAUGCAUGUCAGCAGUGUGGUCAUCCUUUCUUCUGGAAUGUGAGGGGGAUUGUGGGAGCAAAGACGAUGGGUGUGCGACGGCAGCACCACUGCCGACGGUGUGGGAAAGCCGUCUGUGACCCAUGCUCCACCCACCAGGCCCCGCUGCCCUGCCUCGGCUUUGAGUACCCCGUCCGCCUCUGCGCCCCUUGCCAUGCCUCGCUCCAACCUCAGGAUCUCUUGCCAAUGGCAUGCUUCAUGGACUCAAAGCACCGCAUCGUGAAGGUGGACAUCCAUGAGGCAUCCAACACUCUGCUGACCACGGGCAAUGAUCGUCUGGUGAAGCUCUGGGAACUUCCCAACCCUGGCUGAAUUGCGGCCAUCACUCGGUCUGCCCUCUAUUUGUGAUAUUCAGUUUUUAAAUCUCCAACAUUCCCUAUUCUCUUCAAUCCCAUAUGGCUUCCUAUCUUAAUUGCAGCACCAUUUUUCUCUUGGGAUCUGAGCUUCGUUUUGCUGUUGAAUGUGAUUUAUCAAUAAAUGCUAUCAUGUACCAUGUGAGACAA